GUCUCACGAGGCGGUGUGGGGCGGGGCUUGCGCCAGGGACGUUACAACUUGUCUGGCCCGGCGGCGGCGCCAUUUUGAAUCGGCUGCGGUUGGAGGUGGCGGCAGCUGAGCGAGGCGCUGCGUCCCCCGAGAGAGCCAGAGAACAUGGCGGCGAACCGGAAUCUGAAGCAGGUGCGGAUCGAGAACAGCUCCCCGGCGGCGCCGCUGGGUGUGGUGGGCGGCGGCGGCAUGAAGGGGCUGCGCGGCCUGGAGGCGGAGAGCGAGGCGGCCGCCAUGGCGCUGGGCAAGGAGCCCGGGGACGAGGAGCAGGGGCGCGGCUUCACCAUCGACAUCAAGAGCUUCCUGAAGCCCGGCGAGAAGAGCUAUACGCAGCGCUGCCGCCUCUUCGUCGGUAACCUGCCCACCGACAUCACCGAGGAGGACUUCAAGCGCCUCUUCGAGCGCUACGGGGAGCCCAGCGAGGUCUUCAUCAACCGGGACCGCGGCUUCGGCUUCAUCCGCUUGGAAUCUAGGACACUUGCUGAAAUAGCAAAGGCAGAACUUGAUGGUACGAUUUUGAAGAGCAGACCACUUAGAAUUCGUUUUGCUACACAUGGAGCUGCCUUAACAAUCAAGAAUCUUUCACCUGUGGUUUCGAACGAGCUACUGGAACAAGCCUUCUCUCAGUUUGGCCCAGUGGAGAGAGCUGUUGUUGUAGUAGAUGACCGUGGUAGAGCUACGGGGAAAGGUUUUGUGGAGUUUGCAGCAAAACCUCCAGCACGGAAGGCUCUAGAAAGAUGCAAUGAUGGGGCAUUCUUACUGACUACAACACCUCGCCCUGUGGUUGUAGAACCUAUGGAACAGUUCGAUAAUGAAGAUGGACUGCCAGAGAAGUUAAUGCAAAAAACACAACAAUAUCAUAAGGAAAGAGAACAGCCUCCACGUUUUGCUCAGCCUGGAACUUUUGAGUUUGAGUAUGCUUCACGGUGGAAGGCUCUUGAUGAGAUGGAAAAACAACAACGUGAACAGGUUGACAGAAACAUUAGAGAAGCCAAAGAGAAACUAGAGGCAGAAAUGGAAGCAGCUAGACAUGAACAUCAGUUAAUGCUGAUGAGGCAAGAUCUCAUGAGGCGCCAAGAAGAACUGAGGCGUUUGGAAGAACUUAGAAAUCAAGAACUACAGAAACGGAAGCAGAUACAAUUAAGACAUGAAGAAGAGCACCGACGUCGUGAAGAAGAGAUGUUACGCCAGCGAGAACAGGAAGAACUCAGACGGCAGCAGGAAGGAGGGUUUAAACCAAAUUUCAUGGACAAUAGAGAACAGGAAAUGAGAAUGGGUGAUAUGGGUCCUCGUGGAGCAAUAAACAUGGGAGAUGCGUUUAGCCCAGCACCUGCUGGUAGCCAAGGUCCUCCUCCAAUGAUGGGUAUGAAUAUGAACAACAGAGGAACUUUGCCUGGCCCUGCAAUGGGUCCUGGUCCUUCCAUGGGACCAGAAGGAGCUGCAAAUAUGGGAACACCAAUGAUGCCAGAUAAUGGAGCAGUGCAUAAUGAGAGAUUCCCUCAAGGAGGUCCAUCACAGAUGGGUUCACCUAUGGUUAGUAGAGCAGGCUCUGAAACUCCUCAGCCGCCAAUGAGUGGCGUGGGUGCCGUGAGUGGUGGACCUGGUGGCUUUGGUAGAGGAAACCCAGGGGGCAACUUUGAAGGACCUAACAAACGUCGCAGAUAUUAAAACCUUCUUUCAUUCCUUACUGUUUAGAAAAUUUAGUACAGGUAUCCAGUGAUCUGCCUUUAUCAUUUUAGCUGUUAUCUGGAAAACGGUUUUAUUGUUAAUGUAGUCUUUAAAACAGUUUCUUUUGUAAAACCUAAACAUUUUUGUAUUCAGUAAUAGGCUUUGUAGUGUAGAGCAGAAAUGAUGAGCAUCAUUAUGUAAGUCAGUGUGUUUGUGACUUCAGCAAAAUAUAAACAUGUGACUAUGCUGUAAAACUUGUGCAGUUAUUUGAUCACAAUAAAAUAUAAAACAAAUCAAGUGAAUUUGGAAAUGUUAUUAAAAAUACUGCCUGGAAUAACUUUUUUGUUAAAUUGUAAGUAGCAUCUUUUUCAUUCAUCUCAAUACUUAAGAAUUCUUACGUUAAGUGUGAAAAAAACUUAAUGUUUGUUUAAUUGUAAAUGUGUGCAAAUAGAGCUGCAAGUUGCAAUUCAUAUGAUGAAUACUUAUGUUAUGACAAGUGAUUGAAGCUAAUACAACUUUUCAAAAGCAUUGAAUUUUAUAUACAUCCUUAUUGAGCUGUAAAAAUGCUGUUUACUUAUUUCUUCUUCCUGUACAAAUCUAAUCACUAUAGGUUUGUCAACGAAGUAUAUCCUCUGUUAAACUUCAAAUAAACGUUUUGAACCUUGAAAAAUAA
Messenger RNA from Alligator mississippiensis (American alligator), 2380 nucleotides. RefSeq names its product paraspeckle component 1 (gene PSPC1). The transcript is spliced from 9 exons. Lineage: Eukaryota; Metazoa; Chordata; Crocodylia; Alligatoridae. Bases 145 to 1707 code for a protein of 520 amino acids. The record is from RefSeq and is a predicted model, not a curated record. Gene Ontology annotation, cellular component: nucleus. Gene Ontology annotation, biological process: regulation of DNA-templated transcription. Gene Ontology annotation, molecular function: RNA binding.